Halichondria panicea is the source of this 2357-nucleotide messenger RNA. RefSeq names its product sushi, von Willebrand factor type A, EGF and pentraxin domain-containing protein 1-like. Bases 218 to 2260 code for a protein of 680 amino acids. The transcript is spliced from 12 exons. Lineage: Eukaryota; Metazoa; Porifera; Demospongiae; Suberitida; Halichondriidae. The record is from RefSeq and is a predicted model, not a curated record.
GUUGUUGUUGAAGAACGAUGUGACUCAUAAUAUCAUCGUUCCCCAAAUUUGUAUUUUGCACAUCACUUAUAAAUAGUUACAUAAGUAGGACAUUUGGUACUGAUUUUAGAAUCAUGUUUUGAUAAUGUAAACGCCACAUUUUUCCAACAAUUAUCUUGAGAUUAAUUUGGUCAGUGGUAGUUAAAAGUAGAAGCAGUCAACCAUAACCACUAAUGCCAUGUACUUUGUUGAAUAUGUGUUCACUAUGUCAGGACCUUGUUCUGAUAUCCCACCACUAAUGAAUGGAGACAUUACCUACAAUGGUGGACUUGUUGACAGCAGACCUGUUGAUACCAUUGCUACCUACACUUGUGACAAUGGAUACACUGCCACUGGAGGGAUUUUCAGAUUUUGUCAGAAUGAUGGAACCUGGAGUGCAACAGCUCCAACCUGUCAAUUGAACACAGGACCCACUGAACCACCCACCACCUGUCCUGGCCUCACUGUACCCAAUGGAAUGAUCAGCUACAAUAUGGCGACCACUAGUCCAAUACCAGUGGACACUGUGGCCACCUACACCUGUGACACUGGCUACACUCUCAAUGGAGUCAGCACCAGGACCUGUAGGAGUAAUGGGACGUGGAGUGGGUCAGCUUCAAUUUGUCAAAUUAACUGCCGUGACUUACCCUUAGUGACGAAUGGGAUGAUUAUGUACAGUGCUGAAUCCACUAACAACAGACCUUUCCUCUCUCGUGCUCUGCACUCCUGCAACCCUGGCUACACUCUCACUGGAGGUACUUUCAGUGUAGGUACCACCAGGUUCUGUGUGAGUGGAGGAAUGUGGGAUGGAUCAGAUCCAACUUGUCAGCGACCUUGUUUUGAUUUACCACCACUAAUGAAUGGAGGCAUUACCUACACUGAUGGACUUGCUGACAGCAGACCUGUUAGUACAAUUGCUACCCACAUUUGUGACAAUGGCUACACUCUCACUACUGGAGGGAGUUUCAGAACUUGUCAGAAUGAAGGGACCUGGGAUGGAACAACUCCAACCUGUCAAUUGAACACAGGACCCACUGAACCACCCACCACCUGUCCUGGCCUCACUGUACCAGCCAAUGGAAUGAUCAGCUACAAUAUGGGGACUGUUAGUCUGAGACCAGUGGGCACUGUGGCCACCUACACCUGUGACACUGGCUACACUCUCAAUGGAGUCAGCACCAGGACUUGUGGGAGUGAUGGAGUGUGGAGUGGGUCAGCUUUAAUUUGUCAAACUGAUACAGUGAACGAAAGACCCACUGAACCACCCACCACCUGUCCUGACCUCACUGUACCAGCCAAUGGAGUGAUCAUCUACAGCUCUGGUACCUCACCACACCCUCAGGGAACAGUGGCUACACAGAGCUGCUUGAAUGGAUACGUACCCUCCACUACCAGCACUGCUACCAGAGUGUGUGGAGCUGAAAGAUUAUGGAGUGGGUCAGCUCUCACUUGUCAAUUGACUGAGGUAAUCACUACCUCUUCCCCCACUGCAAUCCCUGGUGACACUGGAGCUAGCAACACAGGAGGUGUGGUGGCAGGUGUAGUCAUUGUGUUACUCAUUCUAGCCGCUGUCAUUGUGGUGGGUAUCAUUGUCGGGGUCUACUUCUGGAGGAAACUUCGUGGCAACCAGACCAAGUACAGCCCCUCCCCACGCCAUGCCCCUCCCCCUCGCCCCACCCCCUAUCAAGCAUCCUUCAAGAAGAGCAACGGACAAGACAGUAAAGUCUCCAUCCAGAAAGUCGACGAGCCUAGUAUAGUAGAGUUUCCUAGUGAUACUCAUGUGACGGAGGGGGAGGAGGUGUAUCUGAGGGUGAAGGUGGGAGGUCACCCUCCACCCAGUCUCACCUGGUACCACGAUGGUAGGAAGGUGACUGCAGACUAUGCCACAGAACUGGACCAGGACGGUGGAUUAUCCUUCCCUAGUGUGGAGACUAAGCAUGCUGGUGUGUAUAAACUGGUGGUUACUGGAGCCUCAGGGUCAACAACACAACAGGUCGUCACGGUAACAGUGAUGAGUGAGGGUGGUGAGGCUAGUGAGGGGGUGGACUACGCCCCCAUACCUGUGACAGAGUUUGGAGCGUACGUGGCUGACCUCCAUGUUGGCAGCAAUAAGAAGUUCAAAGAUCUCUACAAGAAUCUGGACAGUGGGGAGAGGGGUCAUCCAGUGAUUAUUUCAGUGACUCCUGAGAACAAACUCAACAACAGAUUUGGCAACAUUGCUGUGUGUGAGUGCAUAUCCUGAGAGUUAGCACAUAUUAGUAGUUGUGUGUACACUGGCAGAUAGAGGUCAUAGCACUGUGUGUGUGUGUUCUCAUAUCUCAUACUAAUCACACCUAUUC